AUGGCGAGACACCUCUCCAUCUUUGCGCUGCUGACGACGGCAGUCUCAGCGGCUGUGAUCCGACGAGACUACCCGAGCGACGAUGCACUUACGAAAUGUCCCGGCUACCAGGCUUCGAAUGUCCAGACAUCUUCCAACGGCCUGACCGCCCAGCUUUCCCUCGCUGGAGAGCCGUGCGACGCCUACGGAACCGACCUGAAGGAUCUGACACUGACUGUCGAAUACCAGACUAAUACCCGCCUGCACGUCAAGAUUCAGGAUGCCAACAACACGGUGUAUCAGGUGCCCGAGUCGGUGUUUCCCCGUCCCAGUGGCCCUGGGGUUGAUGCGGCGCAGUCCCAGCUGCACUUCAACUACACGGAGAACCCCUUCGCCUUUUCGGUCAGCAGAACCGACACUGGCGAGGUCCUGUUCGACACUUCUGGCGCCAACAUCGUUUUCGAGAGUCAAUACCUUCGUCUGAGAACAAAGCUGCCCGACAAUCCCAACCUAUAUGGCCUGGGCGAGCACUCAGACCCUUUCCGGUUGAACACGACAGAUUAUAUCCGCACUCUCUGGUCUCAAGACUCCUACGGCAUUCCAUCAGGCGCAAACCUGUACGGAAACCAUCCCGUCUACUAUGAGCAUCGCAAGACUGGCACACACGGAGUCUUCUUCCUCAACUCCGAUGGCAUGGAUGUCUUCAUCAACAAGACGGAAGAGUCCGGACAAUACCUUCAGUACAACACUCUCGGUGGAGUCCUCGACUUCUACUUCGUUGCCGGACCCUCUCCUGUCGAAGUGACACAGCAAUACGCCCAAGUUGCUGGGCUCCCUGCUAUGAUGCCAUACUGGGGUUUCGGAUUCCACCAAUGUCGUUAUGGCUACCGGGAUGUUUUUGAUGUCGCCGAGGUUGUUCACAACUACAGUGUCGCCGAGAUCCCCUUGGAGACAAUGUGGACUGACAUUGAUUACAUGGAUCGACGCAGGGUCUUCUCUCUGGACCCCGACCGUUACCCUCUCGAAAAGAUGCGACAGCUUGUCGACAAGCUGCACGAGAAUGAUCAACACUAUAUUGUUAUGGUAGAUCCUGCCGUGGCCUACCAACAAUAUGAGCCGAUGCUCCGAGGUAUCGAGGACAACAUCUGGCUGUUGCGCAGCAAUGGUUCAGUCUGGAUCGGCGUCGUCUGGCCCGGUGUAUCUGUUUUCCCCGAUUGGUUCUCCGAGAACAUUACCAAGUACUGGAACAACGAGUUCGCCACAUUCUUCUCAGUCGAGAGCGGCGUCGAUAUCGAUGCUCUCUGGAUCGACAUGAAUGAGCCGUCCAACUUCCCAUGCUACUUCCCCUGCGACGACCCGUACGCAUCUGCCGUUGGCUUCCCACCAGACCCGCCACCCGUCAGAGAAAACCCCCGUCCCUUGCCUGGCUGGCCGUGCGACUUCCAGCCCCCGGGAACCACCAACUGCUCGAGUCAAUCCAAGCGCUCAGAUUUGGCCCAGAAUGUAUCACCAAGAACCUCGCCCUUCAGCGAGAAGUUCGAAAACCUCAUUCUUGCCGAGCGACAAGAAUCAGGUGACCAGAAAGGUCUGCCAGGAAGAAAUCUCUUGUUCCCCAAGUAUGCCAUUCACAACAAGGCGGCAUGGGAUACAGAGUCAAACGCGGCUGCCGGCGGCAUUUCGAACAAGACGGUCAAUACAGACGUGAUUCACCAGAACGGUCUGACAAUGUAUGACACUCACAACCUUUAUGGGUCUAUGAUGUCGUCAGCCUCUCGCGUCGCCAUGGAGGCUCGUCGCCCCGGCCUCCGUCCCCUCAUUAUCACUCGUUCUACCUUUGCCGGUGCCGGUGCUCAUGUUGGGCAUUGGCUAGGCGACAACCUGUCCAAUUGGUCUCUUUACCGCAUCUCCAUCUCCCAGCUCCUUCAGUUCGCCUCUGUUUACCAGGUACCCAUGGUAGGCUCCGAUGCUUGCGGAUUCGGUGACAACACCAACGAGCAGCUAUGCGCUCGUUGGGCUGCUCUGGCCGCUUUCUCAACCUUCUACCGCAACCACAAUUCUCUUGACAGCAUCUCUCAAGAAUUCUACCUCUGGGACAGUGUCGCUGAGAGCGCCAGGAGAGCAAUCUCUAUCCGUUACCGCCUGCUCGACUACAUCUACACGGCCGUUUACCAGCAGACAAUCGAUGGCACCCCGGUCAUCAAUCCUGUCUUUUAUCUGUACCCUCAGGAUGAGAAGUCGUUUGGACUGGAUCUUCAGUACUUCUACGGCGAUUCGAUCCUGGUAGCACCCGUCACGGAGGAAAAUUCCACGUCUGUUGAUGUCUACUUCCCCGACGACGCAUUCUACGACUGGUACACUCAUGAGACCAUCCAGGGCAAGGGCGAAGUCGUCUCUUUGACUGAGCAGAACUACACCACAAUCCCGCUCUUCAUCCGCGGCGGCUCCGUGCUGCCCCUGCGCGCCAAUAGUGCCAUGACGACCACUAAGCUCAGGGAAGAGAAUUUCGAGCUUCUCAUUGCCGUAAACAGGAAUGGAACUGCCAAGGGCCAGCUGUAUCUCGACGAUGGCGUCAGCUUGGAGCAGUCUGGUAUCACCCACGUCACAUUCGAUUACAAGGACGGCAAAGUUGCGGUUGAUGGCGAGUUCGGCUACAGCACGCCGCUCAAGGUUUCCAAGAUCACCUUCUUGGGUGGCGGACAGCAGAAUGGAAAGAGGCGGGAGUCCAUCAUGACAAUCGCAGUUGAUAAGCCCUUGACCGGGCCGUUCGUGAUUGAGAUCAACUAG
This is a messenger RNA of Colletotrichum chrysophilum, 2763 nucleotides long. RefSeq lists its product as uncharacterized. Gene Ontology annotation, biological process: carbohydrate metabolic process. Lineage: Eukaryota; Fungi; Ascomycota; Sordariomycetes; Glomerellales; Glomerellaceae. The transcript is spliced from 3 exons. The record is from RefSeq and is a predicted model, not a curated record. The coding region runs from base 1 to 2763 and encodes 920 amino acids. Gene Ontology annotation, molecular function: hydrolase activity, hydrolyzing O-glycosyl compounds; carbohydrate binding.